Culicoides brevitarsis is the source of this 1419-nucleotide messenger RNA. Its product is annotated as DDB1- and CUL4-associated factor 7-like. The transcript is spliced from 2 exons. Gene Ontology annotation, molecular function: protein binding. Lineage: Eukaryota; Metazoa; Arthropoda; Insecta; Diptera; Ceratopogonidae. Gene Ontology annotation, cellular component: nucleus. The coding region runs from base 171 to 1214 and encodes 347 amino acids. The record is from RefSeq and is a predicted model, not a curated record.
UUACCAAAACAAGCCAGCCGACGCAAUCCUUUAAAAUUUUCCUAUUUUUCCAUAAAAAUAGAAGACUAUGGUUCAAAAACACCUCGAAUACUGUUGAUUUGAGAAUCUCCGAGACGAGCUGGCAAUAAAUUACGAUUGAAAAGAGAGGAAAUUAAAGAAUUUAGACAAAAAUGGCAACGACACCGAAACAAAGGAAGCAAAUUUACAAAUAUAACGCUCCAUGGGAUCUUUACAGCAUGAAUUGGAGUUUGCGUCCUGAUAAGAGAUUCAGAUUAGCUCUUGGUUCGUUCAUGGAGGAGUACAGCAAUAAGGUGCAAAUUGUGAGUUUGGACGAGGAAACGAGCGAAUUCACGGCAAAGGGAACGUUCGAACAUCCGUAUCCAACGACAAAAAUCAUGUUCAUUCCCGACACAAAAGGCAUUUUUCCGGAUUUAUUGGCGACAAGCGGUGAUUAUUUGCGUGUUUGGCGCAGUACGACAAACAACGAUUCCGAUAUUCGUUUGGAAGUUGUCUUGAACAACAACAAAAACAGCGAUUUUUGUGCGCCGCUCACGAGUUUCGACUGGAAUGAGGUCGAUCACAAUUUAAUCGGGACCUGUUCAAUCGAUACAACUUGUACGAUCUGGAACUUAGAAAUGGGACAAGCAAUCGGGCGAGUAAAUGCUGUUGCUGGGCAUGUUCGAACGCAACUUAUUGCGCACGACAAGGAAGUUUAUGACAUUGCAUUUUCCCGCGCGGGCGGAGGUCGAGAUAUGUUUGCGAGUGUCGGCGCCGAUGGAUCCGUGCGAAUGUUCGAUUUGCGUCAUUUGGAGCAUUCGACGAUAAUUUACGAAGAUCCGCAACAUACGCCGCUCCUGAGACUUUCGUGGAACAAACAAGAUCCAAAUUACUUGGCAACAAUUUCCAUGAACUCGUCUGAAGUGAUAAUCAUCGAUGUUCGUGUCCCAUGUACGCCCGUGGCGCGAUUAACGAAUCACAAGGCGCCCGUUAAUGGAAUUGCUUGGGCGCCGCAUAGCUCGUGUCACAUUUGUACGGCAGGCGACGAUCAUCAGGCACUGAUUUGGGAUAUUCAGCAAAUGCCGCGCAGUAUUGAGGACCCGAUUUUGGCGUAUACCGCAGCGGAAGGCGAAGUUAAUCAGAUUCAAUGGGGAGCGCUGCAGCCAGACUGGAUUGCGAUUUGUUACAACAAGUCGUGCGAGAUAUUAAGAGUUUAAUUUUUUUUUGCAAUUUCUUCAAUAGUAGCAGUGUGGAGUUACCAUCAUCCUAAUUUUUUUAUUCCUCGUGUUCUUAAAAAAAAUAAUUUUUAAGUUUUGACCGUCCCUUGAGUCUAAAUAGAGAAAAAAAAAUACAUAAACAGAAAUUAAAAAGACUGUUUAGAAAAGAAGAAAAAUUUUUACCAGUUUUGACAAGAAUUUGUAC